AUGGUCACCUCAGGCCCGCAGGCGGAGCCUGAGCGAAACAAGUUAGUGAAACGACUUGGGGUGUUGACGAAGAAGAGAGGGAACAAGGAUAUUAAUGGGAAGACGCACAAGACGAGCCAGAGCCAUGAUGGACAUGUCACUCUCGAAACCCUGGGACGACAGGAGCAGCAGCCUCAACUGCAACGGCACAACUCAGCGCCCCAACCACGCCAAGCCGCACCACGACCACAGGUAUCAGAAGCCGGGGACCGGAACAUCGCAUCGCCAUCGCCAAUCACGACGGCCUCACAAGACCGCACAGCCAAUCUGAAACGGAAGCAUGACUUGGACAGAAUCGACGAGUUGGAUGAGAGCAACCUAUUUGGCAUCUCUCUACACCACGACGGCCCCUACGAAGGUAUCAAAGCUAUACUUGGUUCCUCUUCGCGCAUGCCACUAGGUUAUCAGAAUGACGGGCGCUUGUAUCAGUAUCACGAAAAGACCUUGAAGACAAGCGGGCAUCUAUACGAACUGCCCAAAGCCCCUGAUGGCGUUCCUUUGAACCUUGAACCCGGCCAACUCCUCCCUCGCAAUUUCAAGCGGGAACAACGCAAAGCGCCUCGUUUCCGAAACAUCGUCUCACCGCUCCCACCUCAGUCCGAGUCGACUGCUGCGCAGCCAUUCGCAUCUGAGCCCACCAUCCCUCCGAGACACCAGAACUACAACCAAAUCCCGUUCCAUAACAAUCCAGCGAAGAAUGGACGAAGGAAUCGUAACCCGGCUGCUGCGAACGAUAACCCACUGGAUGGGCCCCCUUUCGACCCCAUGUCGGUGAUAGGUCUGGCCAUGCUCAAAGAGGCCAGUGAAGACAGCCCCCCACCCGCCGCCCACGGAAAUCAUCAACGGGAGGAGGAGGAGGAAGAAGAGUGGGUAGAGGUGGCUGGUAGUGAAGUAAUACCAGUCGUGGAACCCACCCAGAUCGAAGAGCUCGAACCCGAGUUCGACCCUUACGACCCGAAAAGUCUCGAGCACCCUUCUGCAGCCCACCAGCCAACAAACGAUGAUGUUAACGACGAUUCGUUCAUGCCCCUCCCCCGUCUCAUCCCUAUGUCGGAGGACGAGUUCCACGCUCAUGGAGCUGGAGCCGUCAGGAACAACCAAUUCGACGGACUUCCGGCUGGUGUACAGACAGAGGACCUUACCCACCUACUCGAAUCACCGCAUGAAGACGCCUCCGCUGAUUCGUUAUCCCCACGACCCCGCCUACACGCUGGUGCAGGUUCUGAAGAAACACUGGUUCAAAGAGACGAGGAGCUCCCAGUUACGCCAGCGGCUGUCCCAGUUGCGGAGGCAGGUGUGCGAACUGACAUCACAACUGCCAAGGAGGACGAGCAUGCUCAACUCCACGUCGAGGACACCUCACCACCGAAACUAAAGGAUCUCGACCAGGAACGGAUCGGCGAAGCGAUACAGAUUCCCAUAUCAACUAGUCAACCACUGACGAACAGGGUCGAUAUUUUGCCUGACGAGGUUUCUGCGAAACCUGAAGUCGAUGACGUCGGUGUUGCAUCAACUCAGAUCCAUGCUUCUCGAGCAGCACGAUAUGAUAAACAGCUCCCACCUAAUCCCCCGAUUUCUCCAGAUAUCACUACGUUCCCUCCUGCGCAACGUCCCGAGCCUACUUACGUUCCUCCUCACCUUCGUUCUGGAAACACUGAAAGUCCGGUCGAUCGGCGACCUGCAGGGGUGCAGAAACCACUGCAAAGAAGUGACACCAUAUCGACUCGCCUAUCCUCAGGCAGCUACCAGUCCUAUUCCAGCAACAAGGCGGACGACGGCCAUUCAGCAGUGGUGCCCCAUAGCAAGCCAGCUGUAACCGCCCUCAUGUUGCUCAAGAAGAAGACGGAUCCGAAGAGGCAGCAACAGAUGAUCCCGCCGGCCUUUCCCUCGAUACCCACCCUCAUGCAUAACUUCGGCUCGGAAACAUUCGAUCGUUACCCUCAACCAGCGCAGCCUGCAUCUAAGAAACGACCGGCCCCUUCCAUACAAGAUUCCCGCUCGAACAUCAUCUAUGCAGCACGGUCGCAGAGUAGAGCCAGUGUCGCAAGUUCUUCGCGUUCACAACUUUCGCCAAUUCAGGAGGAUGACAAACCACUCGGUAAAUCACGCAAGGUCAACGUCGCUCCUUCUCAGUCGCCGAAUAGGUCCAAGUCCUCUCGUGUACCGUCCCACUCGAGCAACGUGCCCAGUGCACCGUACGGUUCGCACAUCCGCGUCGAAGUUGGACAGGUGUAUCCUCAACAUCUCUACCCACCUGGCACGAAGAUACAGCCUGUCGCUUAUCAGGUCCCCGCAAGCCUCAAGCCGGCUACGCAUGCGCCUAACCCCCAAAAUAGGACACCUUUGAUGCCUGCGUCUCAGAUGUCGUCUCUCACAUUCAACGGAGGACAGGUCCCACCACCAACUAAUCGAAGCCCUGGCAGUCAGGAAAUGGAAAAUGGCUCAGCCGUCUCGACCAAACCCAACCGUCAGCCCCCUGCGUAUAUGCCCACAAAUAGGGGAAAUGGGCAAAUCCCAGCACACCCGAAGGAGACUACGCCCCGUUCAUCGACCGAAUCAGAAGAGGAGCGACGACCUCUGCGAGUUGUGAACGCUGUUGAACCCACCUUCCAAGCUGGGCCAGACAAAGAGGAUAUGGAAGCUUAUGGAGGAAUCAAGUCACCUUCUCCUCAGCCGAACCCACCUUUCCCUCAACCACCCGAGCAAGAAAAUGCAAGGCAAGCUCGCCCGCCGAUGUCCCGACCCAGCGUUCCACCAUCGCAACAACAGCCACGUUAUUUUCCCGAUAAUGCGUCAUCUCUUCGCCCAGAAGACAGCGCAAGCAACCGUGCCAGAUCAAUCACAUCCUACGCCCCUUCUUCCAUGGCUCUUCGACCACCUCCCGUGCAUAGACAUCUGCCCAAGAAGCUCGUCAUGCCAACGCCUCUCCAACCCCAGUAUCAGAACAUGGUUCAGCAGCAGGCUGCCGCAGGAAAGCAGCUGUAUUCGGGGAUCUUCCGUCCUCGCCCUGAGCCAGUGCAACAUCCAUCAUCGGCACCAGGGGUCCCUGCUCCUCCCCAAUCGAUGUUAGCGAGUCGAGAGCCUUCACCGCCUAAUGUCCUUCUCCCUAUUCUUUCGCAAGAAUCAAAACUGGAUUCUACUUCCGCCGCCGGUCGUAAGCUGAAGAAAAGGAAUAGUUACAUUCCUCCCGUACCGCGACCCGGAGAGAUUGCUCCUUCAGAACCUCUGAGGUUCGAGCCUGUCAUCCUCCCUCCGGAACCCCCUCGUCCUAAGCCAGGCGCGAAAAGGCUGAGCAAGCGCCGAACAAACCUGUGA
Molecule: messenger RNA, 3354 nt
Organism: Coprinopsis cinerea okayama7#130
Lineage: Eukaryota; Fungi; Basidiomycota; Agaricomycetes; Agaricales; Psathyrellaceae
Exons: 2
Coding region: 1-3354 (1117 amino acids)
Source: RefSeq, a predicted model, not a curated record